This is a messenger RNA of Dendronephthya gigantea, 1382 nucleotides long. RefSeq lists its product as uncharacterized. NCBI's taxonomy places the organism in Eukaryota, Metazoa, Cnidaria, Anthozoa, Malacalcyonacea, Nephtheidae. The transcript has 3 exons. Bases 67 to 819 code for a protein of 250 amino acids. The record is from RefSeq and is a predicted model, not a curated record.
AUAGUUACAUUUUAUCGUGACACAUCGUCACAGCAUGAUUAUAGAUCAUAUGACACUAGCCGGUCAAUGAUCAGUCCGUUUCGUGCACUUGAAAGAAGACGACUGCAUGAACACAUGCGUGAGUAUAUUAUAUCUUUUGCCACCAUGAGAAACGGUAGGAAGGUCGCUAUUUUAAUAUUUCUCAGCAGUUUCGUGCUGCCGAGAUCAACAGUAGGCGAAAAAGCCGAGGAUUGCGUCAAAGAAAAGCAGUAUUGGAGCAAGUCUGCCUUAAAUCCAAAUGGAGCUUGUGUUCGUUGUCCACCUUAUUGGCAGAAUUGCAAUAAAGAAGCGGGCGGCGAUAAAGACCGCUGUAUCAAAUCCUGUCGUGUCAAACCAAAAACCAAACCAAAAACCAAGCCAAACAAAAUGACUUCGACAACUCCUUCAUACAACGAUAUCCGUUCAACUACUACGUCAGUGCAGUCUCAACCACAACCGACUUCGACACGAAUACUUCAUUCAACUUCUAGUACAAUCUUGGCGUUUUCUUCACAAAUAUACCGAGGAAAACCGAACGACAAAUCUGGUCACGAUAAGCCGGGAAAGAUUAUUGCGAUCGCUGUUCCUCUCACUGUCGUAUUUCUUCUGGUCUUGUUUGCAGCUUUGGUGCGGCUGAUUCAAAGCCAUCGUAAACGAGCUGAAAAGGAACGAUUGCGUCGCGUGGGCAUUGAAGAAGAUGGCAGAUCUCAGAAUGCACUACCCAUUCAAGACACUCGUUUAGAUUUAAGGCGUGGCGGAACUCAAGAAACUGAAAAAGACGACAUGCAGGAUAUAAAAUAGAUCAUCCUAGGCCUAGCUGUGAAAAACAUUUUGAUAUCGAGUCAGAGUAUUUAAAAUUUUUCCGUAGUCGGCGCAAAGCUCUGUUAGAGGGUACUAAUUCUGUCCGGAGACUUAUUGCACCCUGGUAUAUGGUGAUUGCAAAGGUUGUUGACAUGAUGAUGUCAUGAACGUGGAAAGUAUAGGCCUUUUUGAAAUGAUAUUUUUAACCUCGAAUGAUUAGAAAAAGUACACAGAAAUUGAAAUUGACAGGAGAAUAUUGACUGGAAUAUAAGAUGUGAAAAAGUGCACGAUUUUGAAGCUUUUUAAAAGUGUUUUAAGCAGGUAUAUAUGGCUGAUUUCGUAUUUCGUGUUGUUGUAGUCUUGUUAUAUUCUUGUAUUUGAGCAAAUGAAGUUAACUUCUUUUUCAUUGACCUCGCAACUUAAGAAAUAUUAACUGGUGCAAAAUGAUUCUGCGAUCUAUAGGCGAAAUUAUUCUGCAUGAAUGUAUUUCCAGUUUGUUUGUGUGAGUAUUUAUUAUAGUAGCCGACGCAAAUAUGUUGUGUAUUAACGAUUUAAUCUUGAAU